Molecule: messenger RNA, 4044 nt
Organism: Symbiodinium sp. CCMP2592
Lineage: Eukaryota; Dinophyceae; Suessiales; Symbiodiniaceae
Source: the annotation of a GenBank genome assembly
AUGGCAUGCUCGAAGCCCAGCGCGCUGCUUCAGCACGCUGCGACCCUCCGUGAUGAAGCCAAGAUGCGGAGCUUCGCAAGCACAUCGCCCUUCGAGAUGUACGUGGUGUCGAUGGAGACCGUACUUCAUAUGACAACCCUUCGUGUACAUGAAGACUUGAUGGCAGAUGGCCUUCUACACAUUUUCCGGGAGGGUAAGGGGUACGCAGCAAUUUUUGUUUCACAUCAGUGGGCUGGAAACGGUCACCCUGAUCCCGACUUCGAGCAGUUUCAGGUCUUGCAAUCCUUUCUCUCCAAGCUCAUAAGUCGUCAAAUCACUUCGAUAUCCGGGAAUAUCUUGGCCGAGUUGUACCUUGACAAGCCGAAGAUUCCUGCCAAGGAGCUGCAGUCCUUCGAGCUGUCAGUUUGGUAUGACUGGUUCAGUGUUCCACAGGCAAAGGAAGCCGUCGCGGCAAGGACAUUGGCAAUCCAGAGCAUCCCGCGCUACGUGGAGACUUGUCAUUACUUCGUCAUGCUCUGCCCUCUGGUGAAGCACCAGCAGGAAGGUACGAUCAUGGGAAAGCGUUCCUACAUCUCGCGUGGAUGGUGUCGGCUAGAACUCGCAGCUCGUAUUCUUAGUGAGCGGGAGUCCUCACACUCCACCAUUGAAGUGCACACGUCCAACCACCAAGUGUGUUCGCCAAUUGGUGAUUGGAUAUUGAAGGCAGUCGGCGAGGGAAGCUUUUCAGUUUCUCGAGACUUGCAUCAUUGCGCUGCAGUGGUGACCGGCAUGAUCGAUAGGAAAUUGGAGCACUUUCUAAAGAAGGACGACCUCCAUAGCUUUCGGGUUCUCUUUAAUCUGCGCAGUGUCAUCUACAGGAGCUUGCCAGCUGUCCCGUCUGCCACCGUCGUGCCGGGAUUUCAGUCUUCGGAAACGGAUCCGGCCAAACACAGUCUAGAGUUGUUCUUACACCAGAAUGGCCUGACAAGUGUUUGUGAUCCUUGUCCGAACGGAUGGACACCGCUGUGCUACGCCGUUCUUGGAGGCAGCCCCUUGUUGGUGAGUGCGCUCUUGGAAGCGAGAGCGAACCCUCAUGAUUGCUUGAAGAAGACCAAGGCAACGCUUUUACCAAACAUUGCAGGCAUCACAGUGCUGCAAGCCUGUAUCUACCUCCGCCACAACGAGGCCGCACAAGUUUUGAUAUCGUUCAAGGCGAAUGUGAAUGCGAAGGACAGUAACGGAGCAGAGGCCAUUCAUUGGGCAUCUUCUUCGAACAAUGUGGAUGCCAUUGGCUUGCUGUGCUCGUUGGGCAGUAGCCCCAUCAAGGCGGUGAGCACGGGUCACUUGCCCUUCGCCAUUGCCAGUGCGACAGACAGCCUCGAAACUCUCCGAGAAUUGCUUCCACGCACCACAAGUGAGUCUGUUCGUUCAGGCUUGCAUUCUGUGUUCUUCUUUGGAGGCACUUCGGGGAAGAUUGUGGCGACUUUGAUCAAUGCCGGGGCAGAUGUGAAUGUCCCAAUGUGCACCUCCUGUAUGAGCACCUUGGGUUUGAUCCUCCGUUUUUUCGCCCUUCGGCACCGGUGGUCCAAGACAGCCCUUAGCACCUUCGCUUACCAUCACCAAGGAGCAACUCCGCUCAUGUGCAGCCUGCUUACAUGUUCUUUCGAAGCAGCUGCAGUUCUUCUUCUUGCCGAUGCCAAGAAGGAGCCGAAGAACGCACGUGGAAAGACUGCGUCUGAUUUUGCGGAGAAGAUGUGUGCCCCGAGCUAUAUCCACAAAGCUCUGCAGGGAGACCUGUCUGAGUGUGAGUCCCUAGACAAUGUCGAAGUGAUGUCCGAACGGCCGCUUGAAUAUCAGGAAGGCUGGAUCCACGUGCCGAGCACUAGCCUGCAGAUUGCCGAGCAUCAGCUCGGUGACCGGCUGGCCGGGCGCGUGGACGUGCCGGACCAUCCGGUCAUGAAUCUCGUGAGGAAACUCCCUCCUUGGGCAGGCCACCCCCUCCCGGAUUGGAUGCCGGCCUCCGUCUGCGAGCUCCACACCGGGAAGGUCGGCGGCAUCGUCCGAGGUGGCCGCUUCCUGCUCCAGCGGCCAAACGGUGCCGUACCUGAGCGCUUGGCUCUUGAAGCCAAGAUGCUACAAACGCGAAAGGACCGGCGCCGGUCCACGGCUCUGGCUGCUGCUCUUGGACUCGGCUUCGCCAUGACAACUGGUGUUGCCAUACACGUCCGAGAGUGGUUGCGCGGAAAGUCCGAGCUCGGGAAGAAGACGUGGCCGCAGCUGGGCGUCUGGCUGCUAUACGUGCCAGUGCUGGUGACGCCGGCUGGGCCCUCGAAGUUUCUCAGAGAGGACGAGACGGAAAUGAAGAAGCUAACUGCACAAACUUCGGUGGAUGCCAUGGUUUCUGCCCGGGCAACGAGUGUCAAUGACGAAGCACACGCACAGUUAAUAAAGCUUGAAGACGAGAUCCAUCACUUGGAGCAUGGGAAAGGCAUCGUCGGAUCCGAAUGGAUUCUUGGUUUGGUGAUGGUUUUCUUCAUCGUGACGAUGAUGGUACUCGUCUGCAUGUCGCACAAUACAGAUCGAAAGAAGUUGAAGGUCGAGGAGAUGACUUGCAAGACCACCUCGGUGUUUGCAGCGAACACCUUCAGCGUGGCCCUCCACGGAGUCUUGAUCGAGCAGAUCGUGAUGGGUAAGAAGCCUGGCCUGGACCUUCCAGCAGGGCCCAUUCGCCUCGCGCAGAUCUAUGGUGUUGUCGCGGUCUUGCUCUUCCUGCUCUCAAACUAUCUCAUCUACAGGUUCAAGGACAAGAGGGAGCGCUUCUUUGCCAUCUGCCAGCUGUCCAGCCACAUGAUCGCCUUCACCCUUGUGAGAGCGCUGGGCUCCUUGCAGUGGAGCGUGAGGGACAAUCCAUGGAAGUGCACCUUAGUCCUUCCCUGGGCGGCCGUUAUGCUCAGGGGCUCUGUCUUCGUCGCGGAGCGCUUGCGUGCGCAGUACAUCACAAGACCUGACGAAGUGCAGUGGGAGUACCGGAAAUCCGGCAAGCAAUGGCGAAGGUUUCCUUGUGAGAUCGGCCGGGAGAUCCAAGCUCAGUGGAGCCGUCGAGGCGGCAGAGAUGGGUCGGACAGUGAAGACAGUGAGCAAAGCCAAAGCGGUCGAAGUGGGCUUGUGUCGUCUGGGGGCAGCUCCAUGCUGGGCGAGCGCCACGUUGUCAUUGCCUUCAACCCAGAUGACCCAGAUGCAACGACCGGAAAGCCACGAGAAGUGCAAGUGCGUCUUCCGGACACUGGUGUUCUGUUUGCGGAUCCCAGUGGGCUGAUGUUCCGGACCGGCGGGGAAGAAGAGUGGAAAGUGAGAUGGCAGUGCCACUGGCACCACUUCGCCGAAGAGGCUUUCCUCGACGGGGCUGGCCUUGUCAUGGGCUUCCUCAUGAUGCAGCUCGUCCUCUACCUCCACACCGGCCACAUGCACUCCACCGAGGGCCUGUUGGUGAAACCGGACCCCUGGGACUGGCCAUUGACGCUGGCGGUGCUCGGAUGGAGCUGUGGCUUUGUCGUGCUUGUCAUCGUCGUGGAGAAGAGCGCCGGGUGUUUCCCGGGCUGGAUGGCUCCGGACUUGGAGAUGCUGUCAGGAUCCUUCUCGGCAGCCUUCGCCUGGUGCCUUUUGCGGUGCGCAGGCCUGAUGGUGCGUCCGCAUUGCACGCUCAUGGACACCUACGUCGUCGUGGCAUUUCCUCUUACUUGGCUGGCCUUCCUGUCAACAGUCUUGGCGAACGUUGUCUUGCCGAGGUACGUCGAAGAUCAGGAGGCAGAGGAAGUGCAGCACUGUAUCGCCAGUGCUGCCGCCAUCGUCGUGGGUCUGGCAUGGGAUAAGGCCUUCGAAUCGCUCACUGUACACAUGACACAGGGCUGGUACGGACACUACGUCAUUGCCAAGGUCUGCAUGGCAGUAUUUGUAUCUCUUUCCGUCUUGCCGGUCUGGUACAACUACUUGGUGCCCCAGGCCAUGCGCUGCCACCACGUCGACGAUGACGUGGAGAAACCCCACGCCGACAACGGCAAGUUCUGA